Staurois parvus is the source of this 501-nucleotide messenger RNA. NCBI's taxonomy places the organism in Eukaryota, Metazoa, Chordata, Amphibia, Anura, Ranidae. The record is from the annotation of a GenBank genome assembly.
GCAGUUAUAUUUACAGGGUCCAGGGAGAUCAGAUAUAGUGAAUGCAGGAUCCUGGGAGACCGGAUAUAGUGAAUGCAGGGUCCUGGGAGACCAAAUAUAGCGAAUGCGGGGUCCUGGGAGACCAGAUAUAGCGUAUGCCGGGUCCUGGGAGACCAGAUAUAGUGAAUGCCGGGUCCUGGGAGACCUGGGAGACCGGGCAUCGGGUCACCAGGCAUGACAGCGGGCACUGGGUCAUCAGGUACCAGAUCCGGGCAUCGGGUCACCAGGCAUGACAGCAGGCACUGGGUCAUCAGGCGUGAUAGGAUCAUCAGGCUGGAUCAGUUCAUCAGGCUGGGUAGAGACAUCAGGCUGGGUAGAGACAUCAGGCUGAAGUGCGGGUGCCGAGGCACCAGGCUAAACCACGGAAGGCAGGUUCUCAGACGGCAGGCUCACCGGUUUGGAUACUGGCAGGAUGGUACUGGCAGGAUAGGUGCAGGGAGUGGGAGCAGGGGACUGAUAUGU